AUGAUGUAUACAGUUGAAUGUCCUGUUGAAACAUUAAAAUAUUAUGACAGAAAAUUCCUUACAAAUACAUUCUUUAAUAGUUCAGCAACUUAUCGUUUAGAUAGCGAUGUAUAUAUGCCCCAUGAUGCUUUAACUAAAAUUACUCCAAAAACUCCAAAAGAAUAUAUAUGGGACCAAAAAGAAGUAAAAACCACAUAUGUUAGACUUAAAAUAUUUAAAAUUAAAGGUUCUGGCAAAAGUUAA
This is a messenger RNA of Meloidogyne enterolobii, 243 nucleotides long. The record is from the annotation of a GenBank genome assembly. Lineage: Eukaryota; Metazoa; Nematoda; Chromadorea; Rhabditida; Meloidogynidae.